AAUAAUGUUUACUUUUAAGAAAAACACAAUUUCUGGUACAGAAAAUUUGCAUUAAUAACCUAUUGAAGUAAACGUAUUUUGUCUGUGUGCAUGUACAGUAUAUACAGUAUGUGUAGGUGUGUGUAUACAUUCAUAUAAGUAUGUAUGUCGUAUUGUAUAUGUAUCUUUAAUACAGCCUUAUGUUUACAACGCUAUAGGUAUGAAAACAGCCACUGUUAUCGCACAUUCAUUUUUAAAUUCUUUAUUUAGUCCAUACACAUUAAAUUAAUACUACACGGUAAUCUUAAAAACAACUACAUAACUAAAUUAUCAUUUAAAAGUAAGAUGGAGAAUUUAGUUUUUAAAAAUUAUUUCCCAGCAUCAAGUUUUCAUCUCACACCAAAUAAUGUCACUUUUCUAAGUUCAACAUUUUCAUUUGUUUGCUGGUUUAUUGUUUGUAGUGCGAUUAACUGUACACAAAAUUUUAAAGGAAGUUUUUUAAUCUACCAAUCAAUUUUAUGGUGUGGCAAAAACAGGAUAUAAUAUGAAUUAUUAGAAUUACCUGCUAUGACCUUGGUGACCAAACCAAGCUCUCUUGCUCUCUUGCGCUCUCUUGUGGGACGCGGGGAAAAUUCAUAUUUUCACAUUUACAUUUACAUUCCAUUUGAAUAAAUCUGAAACAUACCAUGCACAAUUAAUACAACAUUCAGAAAAAUAUGUAGCUACAUGUGAGAUUAUGAAAUAGGAUGACUGGUCUUUUUAUUUAUUUACUUGUUUUUUUGCUGCAAUGCAUGUCUGUUGCUCACAUAAGCACAGGGAGCACGGAAUCAUGGGAUCACUUGCAAAUUGAAUGUGGAACGGGCAGUGGAAUUCUAAUGUUGGUCAUCUUGGUGGUACUUGGAGAGCUCAAUGUUUUCUCAGGUGGCACAGAGUAUAAAAAGUUUGAGAACCACUAAACUAGAUGAUUACCCUUAUCAGACAUACAGUAGCUAUUUAAUCACAUAACCUGAUAUAUUCUACCUCCUCCUGACCUUUCUUUUGAGUAAAUAUUAACCUUUCAGCAAUACAAAACCAAAAAUAUGAAUAAUUCACUACGUUAAUCUUCUCAAAGUUUUAUAAGACCAUCUGUGUUUUCUAUCUUUGAAAAGAAUGUGGCAAGGCAGGUAGAGUUAUGUUUUGAGCUCACGGUUUGUACCAUGAGGAGAUGAAGAUAAAUAUUGCAGAUUUUUCUCAGAUAACCAUGUCAGUAAACUCAAAUGAAAAAAAAAAGAGAAAAAGAAAAGCUGACCUAAGGAUGAACUUUAAACAUAAGCUAACAGAUUUUUGGUUUUAUAGAAGCCUCAACAGCUUUAGUGAAAUUCAUCCAGGAAAUAGUUAAGUCAUAGCUUUGCUUAUAAUUUCUUUAAACAAUUCAAACUGGGCUCAUCCUUUAUUUGCCAUUACAUUUUAUGAAAUUCAUAUUUUUUAAUUGGUUGCUCACUGUUGUUGAUAAGUUGCCGACAGUUGACUAUAAAUCGUUUGUUGUCUCCCUUUUUUAUUUGCUAGUACAGAGAACCAGUAAUAGAAGUCAGAGAUUUUAAACAACAUUGAUACACCGUAGACCAGGGGUCACAAACCUUUUUUUUUAAACCGAGAGCUACUUCAAGGGCACUUAGUACUACAGAGAGCUACUUGUUUAAUACAGACUUCACAAACAAUGUAAUAAUAAUCUGUUCUGGGACAUAAAAUAGCAGACGCUCUCGUUACCAUUGUCAUUGCACCCAUUCGAAUAUUGUUGCAAGUGUAACUGAUUCAAAAAGACCCUCUUGACCCUCUAGUUUUAUUUUAAGAACAUAAACUGUGGGCACCUAGUCCAUGGGGACUACCAGGCACCCCCGGGCACGACGUUGGUGAACUCUGCUUUAAACGUUGAUGUAGGCCUUUUUACCAAUUGUUUUUGUACAAAUUGUUUGUGAAAGAGCAAUACGAGCAGUACAGAAUGUUUGAAUUAAAGCGAUUGGGUCAGGUUUGACGAGACAGAAAGCGAAGCAAAAGACCUGAUUAUCUAUGGACGUCAUAAAUAUUUGAAUUUGUUUUUUGUCACUCAUGUGUAACAUGAGAUCUGAGCCCUCCUGCAGCGCCACAUUCUUCUUGAUCAUAGGAUUAACUGGGUAAAUGUAUUCGAUAAAAUCGCCUCACAUGUCUAAAAGAAUUCAGCUAAUACAAGUGACAAGCCCGCUUAAACUUUUGCAAAGUCUUAUGUGACUCAGGUCAAAAUUUCAUGAAAAGUUUUGGAUCUCAAUUAUUAAUUGCCAUCCUAUUUAAAGGAAAAUGAGGUGGUUGAUUUUUUUUUUACCACACAGCACCAUAUUUAUGCAGUUACAACCAAAACAGAAACAGUAUUAAAUCUUUAUUAUUCUAAAUUAUAUUAGAUGUUCAUUCUUUCAAUGGAAAUGAAAUGUAAAACAUUCUAAAUAUUAAAGUCUCCCUUUAAUUAUAUAUUAAGCUGUAUGUUAAAUUAUAUCUAAAAUGAUACUUUUUGAUGAAUCAUUAAACAUUUGGUUUUGGAUUAGAGUUGUUCUAAAUUCCUUUGUAACCAUCAAAUGGGAGAAGCCAUGUUCUGAAUGGUCACCCUACAAUAGCACACCCUUUUCCUGAUACUGUUAGUCACGCAUCUGCACCUGAAAGCUAACCACUGCACGGUAUAUAAAGAGUUCAGCUUCCAGUACUAGCCUUCAGUACUAACCUUCAGCUCAAGAUGAGGCUCCUUUCUCUGAUGUUCAUCUAUGCUUUCUUCAGCACAGCUGGAGCACUCUCUUGUCAUGUUUGCCAGAGUUUGUCAUGUGAACAAACAAUUUCAGCUUCAUGUCCCGAACAAAAUAUGUGUGCAACAGCUGGGCUAAAAUAUACUGCCUUCGGAAACACUGCGCAACAAACCUUGAAGGUCUGUGCGUCAUCCUCCUUGUGUCAAGUCGUAGGGACCCAGGAAUUUUCACUGAACAUCGAUUUUGUCAGUGCCCAGGCUUCUAUUAGCUGCUGCAACACAGACAACUGCAACCAAAGAAGUCCAGCUAAUAUUUCUGGAGAUCAAGCUGUUAAUGGUCUUAAGUGCAUGGCUAUAAAUCCUACACAACAACAGACAACAGUGGAGUGCAAGGGAAAAGAGAAUCGUUGCCUAGCAGCAGGACUGUCAGUGUAUUCAAACCAAUAUUCUGCCUAUGGUUGUGUGUCUGACAACAUGUGUCAAGCUGCCACCUUACUGAACGAACUACCUAACUUGGACUUUGUCAACAUCACAAGAGAACCAACCUGUUGCGAGAUAGAUUUAUGUAAUGCACCUACUUCCUUACAACCCUCCACCCCUCACCCCCCGACUACCAGCAAUGCCGUCUAUACCAAACAGCAUGUGACCUAUCUGCUAAUUGGACAUCUGGUCUUAACUCUACUCAAAAAGUUGUAGUGAAGAGAGUUCAAUCUUUUGAGUGAAAAAGACUAGACUAUCUAGAGUCAAUGCUUUAUAUAUUUGCUCAGAUAUAAGUAAAUGUGCAUUUGAAUAACAACAAACGUAUAAGUUGCUUUGGAUAAAAGUGUCUUCUAAAUCCUUAAAUGUAAAUGUUAUGACAUUGCUCUAAAUGUUAUUCUUGUGUUUAAUCAACAAAACCACAAUAAACCAAUGCAUAAAAAUAACAUGCUCUAUA
Molecule: messenger RNA, 3656 nt
Organism: Cynoglossus semilaevis (tongue sole)
Lineage: Eukaryota; Metazoa; Chordata; Actinopteri; Pleuronectiformes; Cynoglossidae
Product: urokinase plasminogen activator surface receptor
Exons: 5
Coding region: 2717-3418 (233 amino acids)
Source: RefSeq, a predicted model, not a curated record